AUGCAAAAGACCACAGGGCUUGGGCCCAAGCCAGCACAGCCCGGAGACCUUCAUGGCCGUGUGGCCAUCAUCACUGGCGGUGCCCGGGGCAUUGGAUUCGAGAUCAGCCGCGCCCUCGCCAAUGCGGGCUGCAAGGUCAUCAUGGUCAACCGCAAUCAAGAUAAGGGAGACCACGCCAUUCGAAUCAUCAAGAAAGAGUCCCCCGAUGCUGAAGUUGAGUGGAGAGGUUGUGAUAUGGGCUAUCUGGCCCAGGUCCGUGAGGUGUUCGGCGGCCUAAGAGAAAACCUGCCGCGCCUCGACUUCCUCGUCUGCUCGGCCGGCAUCAAUGCCGAUCAGUUCGGCCUAGACCAGGACGGCAUCGACCGCCACUUUGGCGUCAACUACCUGGGGCACUACUACGCGUGCAAUCAAAUGUGGCCGCUGCUUCGCAAGACUGGCAGGGAGAACGGCAACACGGCGCCACCUCGCGUUGUCUUUGAAGCCAGCGAGAUGCACCGCAUGGCACCCUCGGCCGUGCAUUUUGGGUCGUCGGAGGAGAUCAACAAUCCGGAGAUGGACCCGGCGCAACUGUACGGGCGUACCAAGCUGGCGCUGAUCCUCCUGGCCAAAUACGGCUUGCGAGACAAGGUGAUCAAGCCGAACAGUGACCGAAUCUACGCUCUGUCGGUUCACCCCGGGACCGUCAAGACGGACAUGCAGGAGCAGUGGAAGAGUGCCUACCCCGGCGUCACGGGCAAGGUGCUGUCGCGGACCAUGCAAGCAUUCGGCCGCGCCCCGAAGGAGGGCGCAUACAGCGCUUUGUGGGCACUGACAUCGCCCAAGAUCGAGGAGAAGAACUUGAAUGGCUGGUACUUCAAGGACCCAGACAGCCCCGGCAAAGAGUCAUCGCAGGCGUCAGAUGCGGUCCUCGGCGCGGCUCUGUGGAAUCUCAGUGACAGGCUGGUCAAGGAGAAGCUCGGCGAGGAUGUGAUGCUCGACUGGAACGCGCAGUGA
Molecule: messenger RNA, 993 nt
Organism: Thyridium curvatum
Lineage: Eukaryota; Fungi; Ascomycota; Sordariomycetes; Thyridiales; Thyridiaceae
Exons: 2
Coding region: 1-993 (330 amino acids)
Source: RefSeq, a predicted model, not a curated record